Eriocheir sinensis (Chinese mitten crab) is the source of this 1617-nucleotide messenger RNA. RefSeq lists its product as uncharacterized. The transcript has 2 exons. NCBI's taxonomy places the organism in Eukaryota, Metazoa, Arthropoda, Malacostraca, Decapoda, Varunidae. The record is from RefSeq and is a predicted model, not a curated record. The coding region runs from base 100 to 876 and encodes 258 amino acids.
UGCAGUACCCAUUGAUAUCAGUGGUGGUGUCUGGCAUCCUAGCCACACCCGCGCACCACUGGCAGACACUCAGUAGGCACCCGGUGUUCGCUACGCUGGAUGGAGAAGUUCCUUAAACCCACAAAGAAGCUCAAGCUGCACAAUGACAGUUUUAAGAAAGUCAAGGCUCCUGCCCCCGCCAAGGACACGCCCCAGGAGCCACGGAAGCAGGAUGAAGGAAGCAGCGACGCCCGAGACACGCUGCUGUGUGUGGAGGGCGGCGACGGGCGGCGAGUUACCUGCUGGCGCCCAGGGUCACCAUACAGGCUGCGGGGCGGGGGUGCGAAGUAUGUAUCUCCACGGCAGGUGGUGGUGGCAGUGCCUCAGGGGGCCACGAGGAGCCCUGAGGGAAGGUGGUCGCUGCAGCCUGUCACUCUGAACAAACUCCGACUGACGUCCCUGAAGGUCAUGAUGGCAGGACACCCCCUCGAGGGGGUCCUGCUCAGCGUCCUGCUGCACUCACGUGAGGAGGAAGCGGCGCUUGAGGUGGACUUUCAGUCAGCUAUAGAUUACCUAAGGGAUUUCUACGAGACCGGUAUGCACCUGCUGGAGAUUGUCGAGGACGACACGCGCGCCACGACCAGGUUCCUCGUGGGUUCAUGGCAGGACCCCCGGAUGCCUGACCUGCCCCUCUACAGGCCGGGCGUGGCUGGCGGACCCUGGGUCAGGGACGCCAUCAGUGGUAACCACAAGUUUCUAGAGACUGUAAGGUCGUACCAUAGUGACCGACGCCUUCCUCACGACCUUGAAUUCUUCCUCUCCGUGAGCAGCGAGCAGCGGGCACGUCUGGAGGAGCUGUGCACCGGGAAGACUAUGGACGACCCUCAAGACCCGUGAGGGGACGGGUGCUGAGCCGACGAGUCUGGCACACUGGAGGAACUGAAGGAGUCGCUCGGUGCCUCUGGUCCUCACUGGGUCACGAGACAAAUGAACGACUUGCAUUCAGGACCAGCCAUUAGAAGGAUCACGGUGCAUCAUGACCUUCACGUCACCUCGCAGCGCCCGCGCGUGAGGCGUGACGCGUGAGACGUGACGCUUAACACUGUGAUGGACAAGUGAGGCGGGUGAUGGGCCGCCUUGUGCUCCCUUAAUAACUACCAUGAAGGACGGUAAUUAGUGAACAAUGAUUCUUUUGAGCUUUGCUGUUUUGCAUUAAUACAUGCGACGCAAAGAACACGGCACGAGCGCUAAAUCAGUCACGGAAAUACUGCCCAACACGCCGACGCUUUCCUCGUGAAAUAUUCAAGUGGUAAGAAAUUCCUGAACCAGGAUAAUUCAUGUUACAAAAGUUAGAGAGGCAAAUGAGCUUAUUAACAAUUCUAUUAAUACUUGAAAUACGUUAAUGUCAUUGUAUUUGCUCAUCUCUCUCUCUCUCUCUCUCUCUCUCUCUCUCUCUCUCUCAUACACACACACAAACACACACAUGCACACAACACACAGACAUAACUCACACACACACCUCCACACAUAUACACACGCACCCACACACCCACACACAAAUAAACAAACAUAACACAAAUAGAACACACACACACACACACACACACACACACACACACACAUACACACACACACACA